AUGGCAUAUAAUAAUGAUUUUAAUUCAUUAUUAUCACAAUUACAAGAACUUGAAAAGUCAAAAGAUUAUUUAACUAUUGGUAGAACAUUAGAUCGUCGUUUUGAUUCAAAAAUUAAUGAUAUUAUUAAAAAAUGGAUAUCAAAUGAUAGAUUAUCGGAUGAAGAAAAAAAAUUUAUUGAUUUAUAUUCAAAUCUUCAAUUAUAUUUUGUUGAAUAUUGUGUUUUUGAUUCACAACUAAUAAUAAAUAAUGAAGAUAUUAUUGAAUUAUUUCGUACAUGUUUAUUUCGAACAAAACAAAUUGAAGAUUUAAAACAAGCUGUUAUAUUUGUUCGUGAUGAACAACCAUCUAAUGAUAAUACAACUGAAGAAGAUGAAAUGCUAAUUUAUCUUAUGCGUAUGCUUGAUGCACGAUCACUUGCGUAUCGAUUAUGUUUCAGAGAUCUUAAUCCACCUCCAAAAAAUCUUAAUAAUGAACUUAAUUUAUGCCUUACUCAUUUUCAUGCUAAAAAUUAUUUAUAUAAUAUGAACUCAAAUAAUAAUACAAAUAAAAAUAUGCAUGUUAGUUAUCGUCAUAGAUUUUUUAUUGGUUGUUGUACAUUUGCUGUUGCAUCAUUCGAUGAAAAUAGAGGAUAUUUAAAAAAUGAUGAUAACAAAAAAUAUAUUUGUUUACUUGCAAAAUAUAUUCGAAUUGUGUUAAGUCAGAAAAAUUUCGAACGAAAUAAAUCAUUUCUUUAUUGUCUUCGUGGUAUUCUUGCCUUACUUACUAAUUGUGUUCCUACGGAAAAUUGGAUUCAUAUUAUUAAUAGAGCAUUAGCAAAUACAAAUGAUGAUGAUGCACAACAAGCAAAUCCAUUUAAUAUUGAUCUAUUUUCUUUAAUAAUUAUUCGGUUACUAGGAUCAAAUAUUCUUCGAGAUACAGCAAUUCGAUCAGAUUCAAAUGAUAUUACUUCGUUAGUUGAUGUGGCACUUAUAUUUCUUAACAAAUGGUAUGCUACAUCAAUAGAUCUAAAUGAUAAUGAUGAUGAUGAUGAUGAUGAUGAUGAAAAUAAUAACACAUCUUCGUCAUUGGAUGAACCAAAUCAAGUUCUUCGUCUAUUGCGUUCGAGUGUAGUGAAAGAUGGCAAGUUAACUCCAAUAGUAGAUGAAAACUUGAAGACAUCUAAAAAAAAAAAUUCUAGUAGAGAUCAACAAUUAAAUACAUCUCAAAUAAUAAUUCCUUAUAUUGAUGCAAAAUAUGAUCGUCUUCGUUUUAUGGCCAUGUCAACAUUAUCAUGUACAAUGGAUUUUCACGAUUUUUCAGUUUUACAAAAGAAAAAACCCAAUAUGGCUCAAGAUAUAGUAAAAAUUAUAUUUGAUUUUAUUGAUCAAGCAGUUGCUCAAGAAAAUUUGCAAUAUAAAGGAAUAUCAUUCGAACUACUUCUCCGUUAUUUACUUCGAUUUCUUGUCCAAGAUUUUGUUAAAGGACCAACGAUUCCAUAUAUAUCAAAAAUCGUUCAUUACGCAGAACAACGUCAUUUAAAUGCACUUAAAAUUCUUCGUAAAAUUUCUUCAUCACCAGAUAUGAAACAAGGCCUUAAAAAUAAUAUCGAAUUAAACGAAUUUUUAACAACUAAAGCUCCUGCUUUAUUUGCUAGUGAUCCAAGAAUGAAAAAAAUUAUCGAACAAAUUCGUCAAAAUCUUGCACCCGAACAGCAAUACGAGCCUCUAAUUUCAGUUGAUACGAAUAGUCGACAAGCGUUUAUUUCCUAUAGUCAUCGUGAUAAAGUUCAAUGUGAUAGAUUUGUUCAAGCAUUAGAACAAGCCAAUCUUUUUAGAAAUGUUUGGGUUGAUAGAAGGUAUAUGAGAGAUGAUAUGGUUGAUACAAUAACAAGUGCUAUUCGACAAUCAAAAGUUGUUUUUGUUCUUCUUAGUAAUGCAUAUUGUACAUCAGAUUUUUGUCGACGUGAAUGGCAAUUUGCUAUAACCAAAAGUAUUAAAGUUUAUCCUGUUUUUGUUCAAGAAGAUUUUCAAAGAAAUACCUUUGAUUGGGUAGUAUUCAAUAUUGGUCACAAUCGUUUUUAUAAAAUUUAUAAAGAUGGUGAAUUACAACAUUUAAUCAAGAAUUUACGUCGUGAUGAGCAUGAACAAUCAAAAUCACCACUUGAUUUAAAUGAAUCACAAGUAACAAUAGCAACAACAAUAGAAACUAAUCCAUUAGAUAAAGACGCAAAUUUGAAAAAAAAACCAAUAGCUAAAUGGACAUCCGAAGAUAUUCAAAAUUGGUGUCGUACAAACAACCUUGAAAAAUGGCGUACACCAUUAAAUAGUUAUCAUGGCAAAGCUUUACUUGAACUAAAUAGAAUGUUAGAGAAUGACACAAAUCUACAAUAUAUUGUCAAUGGACGUGACAUAAAUUUGACUGAUGUAGUUCUACUUAAAUGUGAACUUCAUAAAUUAUUAUCGAAAAGAAAAACAAUACGUAAACUACCAAAGAAAAAAGACAUAACGAAACAUCGUUCCACGGACAUAUCAACUAAAUAA
Messenger RNA from Rotaria sp. Silwood1, 2520 nucleotides. NCBI's taxonomy places the organism in Eukaryota, Metazoa, Rotifera, Eurotatoria, Philodinida, Philodinidae. The record is from the annotation of a GenBank genome assembly.